AUGGAGCGGCUGCGGGACGUGCGGGCGCAGCUGCUGGCGUGGGAACGCGCGUUCCGGCGGCAGCGCGGGCGGCGGCCGGUGCAGGAAGACGUGGAAGCGGCGCCCGAGGAAACCCGCGCGCUCUACCGGGAGUACCGCGCCUUGAAGGAGACCUUGCGUCCGGCAAGCGGCGCUGGACCCCGCGUCCUCGCGCAGGCGCUUCCUGAGGCUCCCGAGGAGGUGCCCGAGCCCAGCUGCUGGGGAUCCCACCUGAAUCGGGCUGUAACCCGGAGUCUCCCUCCUGCUGCUGGGCGGAGCCCUCGCGGGUCUGUGCCCGACUAUGGGGAGAGGCUCAAGGCAAACCUGAAGGAUGCUCUGCAGGCCGGGCCAGCUCUGCGCCGAAUACCCCGGCCUCUGCAAAGACCCCCACCCGAGGUGCCUUCCCCGGAGCUGCCAACUACAGGGGCUUCCCCCUUGUCUCCUGAAGAAGCCAGUGAGGUGCUGCCCCAGCUCCCCCGGUCCCAGCUAAGGCCAGGCCGGCUCCAGCAGCUGCAGGAGUCCCUGAGCCUGCGGCUGAGCUCCCUGGAUCCUGGCUGGAUACAGAGGUGUCACAAUGAGGCCCAAGGUUUUCUGGGGACUCCUGAGGCCUGCCAUCAUGCCCUGGGUACAGAGGAGCCACAGCCCCCGACAUCAGGUGUUCCCCCCGAUCCUGGCCCCAGCGGGGGCCCUGAGGCACCUUUUCUGGGCUCAGAGGCUCCAGCUCCAAAGGUACCUGGGGUCAGUGCAAGGAGCCCCCUCCUGGGCAGCAGCCAAGGCAAGAAGCGGAGACAGAGUGGGGAGCCAAACGGGACCGCUACACAGGCCCAGCAGCACAGCAGCCAAGAAGGCUCCCCGCUGGAGGGAGCUGGGGCUGUACUGCACACAGGAGAAAACUGUCCAGGGGAGCCCAUGCCGGCACAGCCCUUCCCCGGCCCCUCAGCCCCCAGGCCAGCUGUGCAGGACAGGGGCAAUUACGUUCGGCUCAACCUGAAGCAGAAGCGCUACGUCCGGGGCCCGGCCCUGCGGGGCAGACUCCUCCGAAGGCAGGCGUGGAAACAGAAAUGGAGGAAGAAGGCGGAAUGUUUCGGGGGUGGGCAGCCCCGGGCCCCAGUCAAGGAUUCUUGCUUCCGGUGUGGGCAGCUCGGUCACUGGGCAUCCAAGUGCCCCAAACCAGGCGAGGAAGAUACGGGUCCUGCUGGGUCUGAGUUGCUAGUGUCCACGGAGGCACUUAUGCCUGGGGCACCCUGCCCAUCCCCAGCUGUUCCGCCACUCUACCUGCCAGGUCCCUUGGGGCAGGUGGCAGAGACGCCGGUUGAGGUGCUGCAGGCCCUGGAGCAGCUGGGGCACCGAGCCUUCCGCCCUGGGCAGGAGCACGCGGUCAUGCGGAUCCUGUCUGGCAUGUCCACUCUGCUGGUGCUGCCCACCGGUGCUGGCAAGUCCCUGUGCUACCAGCUUCCUGCGCUGCUCUACGCCCGGCGAGGCCCCUGUCUCACACUGGUCAUCUCUCCUCUCCUGUCCCUCAUGGACGACCAGGUGUCUGGCCUGCCCCAAGGCCUGAAGGCGGCUUGCAUACACUCGGGCAUGACAAGGAAGCAGCGGGACUCAGCCCUGCAGAAGGCUCGGGCAGGCCAGGUCCACGUGCUGAUGCUGUCGCCCGAGGCGUUAGUUGGAGCUGGGACCGGGAGCCCUGCCUGCCUCACUCAGCUGCCCCCAGUGGCCUUUGUCUGUGUAGACGAAGCCCACUGCCUCUCUCAGUGGUCCCACAACUUCAGACCCUGCUAUCUCCGUGUCUGCAAGGUGCUGCGGGAGUGCCUGGGCGUGCGCUGCUUCCUGGGCCUCACAGCCACGGCCACACGCAGCACCACCCUCGAUGUGGCCGAGCAUCUGGGCAUAGCUAAGGAGGCUGUCCUCAGGGGACCGGUCACUGUCCCUGCCAACCUGCACCUGUCUGUGUCCAUAGACAGGAACCCCGACCAGGCCCUGGUGACGCUGCUGCAGGGUGACCGCUUCCGCACCCUGGACUCCAUCAUCAUCUACUGCAACAGGCGCGAGGACACCGAGCGUGUAUCCGCUCUGCUGCGCACCUGUUUGCCUGGGACCAGGGCUCCGGGGCCUGGAGGCCGGGCCCCAGAGGCUGUGGCUGAAGCCUACCAUGCUGGCAUGUGCAGCCGGGAGCGGCGGCGGGUGCAGCGGGCCUUCAUGGAGGGCCGGCUGCGGGUGGUGGUGGCCACAGUGGCCUUUGGGAUGGGCUUGGACCGGCCAGAUGUGCGGGCUGUUCUGCACCUGGGGCUGCCCCCGAGUUUUGAGAGCUACAUUCAGGCCGUGGGCCGGGCUGGGCGUGAUGGGCAGCCCGCACACUGCCACCUCUUCCUGCAGCCCCAGGGCGAGGACCUUCGGGAGCUGCGCAGACACGUGCAUGCCAACGCCAUCGACUUCCUCACUGUGAAGAAGCUGGUGCAGCGGGCGUUCCCGCCCUGCGCCUGCACCCAACGGCUAUCCGAGCAGGAGGGAGGCGAGAGACAGGAGGGCUGCUCCUCCAAGCAGCCCAGCUGUGAGCAAACAGCCCGGUGCCCGGGCCACAAGCGGGCACUCCCAGUGCAGCCGACAGUGCAGGCUCUGGACCUGCCUGAGGAGGUCAUUGAGACUCUGCUGUGCUACUUGGAGCUGCACUCACGGCGCUGGCUGGAGCUGCUGGCACCCACCUACACUCGCUGCUGCGUGCGAUGCCCUGGGGGCCCCACCCAGCUCCAGGCCCUGGCCCGCAGGUGUGUCCCCCUGGCUGCAUGGUUGGCCCAGCAGCUGCCUGAGAACACAGGUGGGGAAAGCAGUGUGGAGUUUGACAUGCUGGAGCUGGUCGACUCCAUGGGCUGGGAGCUGGCCCCCGUGCGGAAGGCCCUCCGCCAACUGCAGUGGGACCCGGAGCCCAGGAAAGGUGUGCCUCGGGGCACAGGGGUGCUGGUGGAGUUCAGCGAGCUGGCCUUCUACCUGCACAGCCCUGGGGACCUGACCGCCCAGGAAAAGGACCAGAUCUGUGGCUUCCUUCAUGACCGAGUGCAGGCCAGAGAGCGAGAGGCCCUGGCCAACCUGCGCCUUAUGUUCCAGGCCUUUCACAGCGUAGCCUUCCCCAGCUGUGGGCCCUGCUUGGAGCAGCCGGACGAUGACCGCAGCUCCAGGCUCAAGGCCCUGCUCACCCACUACCUGGAGGAAGGGGGCCCAGUAGCUGAGAAGGAAGCACAGGGCCCAGAGCCUGGACAGGCCGAGCUCCAGGACUGGGAGGACCAGGUCCGCAGGGACGUCCGCCACUUCCUGUCCUCGUGGCCAGAGCAGCAGUUCUCAGGCAGGGCUGUGGCCCGCAUCUUCCAUGGCAUUGGAAGCCCCUGCUUUCCAGCCCAGGUGUACGGACGGGACCGACGCUUCUGGAGGAAGUACCUGCACCUGAGCUUCCACGCCCUGAUCAAGCUGGCCACUGAGGAGAUCCUCUUGGGCCGCUGA
This is a messenger RNA of Pipistrellus nathusii (Nathusius's pipistrelle), 3510 nucleotides long. NCBI's taxonomy places the organism in Eukaryota, Metazoa, Chordata, Mammalia, Chiroptera, Vespertilionidae. The record is from the annotation of a GenBank genome assembly.